AUGACAAACAGCGCGCACCCGGGCUGCCAGUACGUGUACAAGAUGUGCCAUCACGCGCGCGCCGUCAAGAAAGACGGGAGUCUGCACCGCCUGUGCGCGUUCCACCGCGAAAAAGCCAACAGUUUGCAAAAGGUGUACGCGACAAAGCGCCGCCAGGAAGCUCGGGUCGCGCGGCGGUUGCAGUUCGAGGCCAAGAAGGCCAAGGACGUGCCUGUCGCGCCGCCUGUGCUUCCCGUGCCUGCCAAACGAGACGACUGGUGGACGACAUUGCUCGAUGGCGAGUGCCUCGAGUGGACAUUGGACGAAGACUCGACAAACUUGGUGGUUUUAUCCGACGACGACGUGGCGUUCUUGAGCGAGGCGUUUUGA
Messenger RNA from Aphanomyces invadans, 369 nucleotides. RefSeq lists its product as hypothetical. The transcript has a single exon. Lineage: Eukaryota; Oomycota; Saprolegniomycetes; Saprolegniales; Verrucalvaceae. The coding region runs from base 1 to 369 and encodes 122 amino acids. The record is from RefSeq and is a predicted model, not a curated record.